AUGAUUAGACCUCCGCCCCUGACCUUUCUUCGCUGCCACCCACAUGUCCUUUCCCGACUUCCUCCGUCCCCAUACCUCGCCCGCCUUCCCCACCUCCACCACCCAUCAUGCCCCAUCGUCAGCACGCCAUUGCCACACGCCGCUCACGUCCGCCAUGCCUCCACCAGUCCGCCCAUCGCAGCAGACGCUUCAUCCCUCGUUACCCGCUUAAAAAAUCUCUUCCUCGGCACCACCAUCUCCCUCGCCCUCGUCUUCGGCUACCUCUACGUAACAGACGUCCGAGCAGGCAUACACCAAUGGGCCGUCGUACCCUCUCUGCGCUGGAUCUACGACGAUGCGGAGGAGGCACAUGAAGUCGGUACGGCGAGUCUAAAGGGGUUGUAUAAGUGGGGGUUGCAUCCGAGGGAGCGGGGGGAUGUGCCUCGGAAUCUGGAGGUUGAGGUGUUUGGACACACGCUGUCGAAUCCAAUCGGCACGAGUGCGGGCAUUGAUAAACACGCCGAGAUCCCCGACCCUCUUUUCGCCCUCGGCCCUUCGAUAAUCGAGAUUGGAGGAGCGACACCCUACCCUCAAGACGGCAACCCCAAACCCCGCGUCUUCCGCCUGCCUUCCCAAAAAGGGCUCAUAAAUCGCUACGGUCUCAACUCGGAAGGUGCAGAUAACGUAGCUAUGCGCCUACGGCAGCGAGUCCGGGAGUACGCCUACGCUAAUGGUUUUGGGAUCGACGAAGAAGCGGAGCAAAGUGUCUUAGACGGCAAGGCCGGGGUUCCGGGUGGAAGUUUGACGAGCGGGCGUUUAAUGGCGGUACAGGUUGCCAAGAACAAGUUUACGCCCGAUGAGGAUAUCGAGGCUGUGAAAGCGGAUUACGUCUACUGUGUCGAGGCAUUGGCGCGGUAUGCGGACAUCAUUGUUGUGAAUGUCAGCAGUCCGAAUACGCCGGGGUUGAGGGGCUUGCAGAGGGUGGAGCCUCUCACGAAUAUCCUGACCGGCGUCGUGGAAGCUGCGAAGAAGGCUAAGAAAAGGGUCAAGCCAGCGGUCAUGGUAAAGGUGUCCCCGGAUGAAGACAGUGACGAGCAGGUGCGCGGGAUCUGUGAUGCAGUGUGGGAGAGUGGAGUUGAUGGGGUUAUCGUGGGCAAUACCACGAAGCGAAGACAUGAUCUCUUGCCGGCGGAUUACAAUCUGCCAGCUAGGGAAGCGGCGACAUUGUUGGAGCAGGGAGGGUAUUCGGGGCCGCAAUUGUUUGAAGGGACGGUAGCGCUCACGAAGAGAUAUAGGAGGCUAUUAGAUGAGGGGAUGGACCAGACGCCGAAGGAGCCUGCAUCAACGAAAGCGAUUGACGACGCACCACAACAAGAUCCGAACAAAGACGUCUCCUCUCGCAUCAAAGAGACGGUCGAGCGUGACGCCAAGAACCUCAAACCGGACACACCAGAAGCCCACGCCGAAUCGAAAUCCCAACCUCUAAUCCAAAUCCCACCUCGCAACAACCCCUUCUCCUCCGACCGACCGUCCACCAGUGCCUCCACUUCCGCAUUCUCAGCCGACACGCACAUCAAUCAAUUACCUCCCAUCACCCAAUCCGAACCCUCAAAGGAGCCUCCUAAACGAAAGGUCAUCUUCGCAACCGGCGGCAUCCAAAACGGCAAGCAAGCGCUCGAAGUGUUGGAAGCUGGCGCUAGUGUCGCGCAGGUAUAUACAGCGUUGGUGUAUGGGGGUGUGGGCUGCAUUGCUCGAAUGAAGGAUGAGAUGAGGGAGGAGAUGAAGAGGAGGAGAAAGGAGCCCGGGAUUCCGUGA
Molecule: messenger RNA, 1794 nt
Organism: Letharia columbiana
Lineage: Eukaryota; Fungi; Ascomycota; Lecanoromycetes; Lecanorales; Parmeliaceae
Exons: 1
Coding region: 1-1794 (597 amino acids)
Biological process (GO): 'de novo' pyrimidine nucleobase biosynthetic process; pyrimidine ribonucleotide biosynthetic process
Cellular component (GO): mitochondrial inner membrane; cytoplasm
Molecular function (GO): dihydroorotate dehydrogenase activity
Source: RefSeq, a predicted model, not a curated record